GGGGAUGGUGCCGAGCCCCAGAGACCACACUGGGAGCCCAGGAACUGGCAACAGCAGCUGGAGCGCAUCCGGGAAAUGAGGAAGAAGAGAGAUGCUCCCGUCGAUGAGAUGGGAGUGGAGAAGUGUUACGACAGCAGCGCACCUCCGCAGGUUAUGCGCUACCAAGUCCUGCUGUCGCUGAUGCUCUCCAGCCAGACCAAGGACCAGGUGACGUCAGCUGCCAUGCUGCGCCUGAGGCAGCGCGGCCUCACGGUCGACAGUGUCCUGCAGAUGGAUGAUGUGACGCUUGGGCAGAUCAUUUACCCCGUGGGAUUCUGGAGGAACAAGGUGAAAUACAUAAAGCAGACGACAGCCAUCCUGAAGCAGAAAUAUGGGGGUGACAUCCCAAGAACUGUGGAGGAGCUGGUGCAGCUGCCAGGAGUCGGGCCCAAAAUGGCCCACUUGGCCAUGAACAUUGCCUGGGACAGUGUGUCUGGGAUAGCUGUGGACACCCACGUGCACAGGAUCACAAACAGGCUGAAGUGGGUGAAGAAGGAGACCAGACACCCCGAGGAAACUCGGGUAGCGCUGGAGGACUGGCUGCCCAGGGACCUCUGGAGGGAGAUAAACUGGCUCUUGGUGGGCUUUGGCCAGCAGACCUGCCUGCCUGUGAACCCUCGCUGCAACGAGUGCCUCAAUCAAGACAUUUGCCCAGCUGCUAAGAGACGCUGAGGGAAUCAUCCGGUCUCCACAGAGCAACAAAUCUGCUUCGGCUCAGCGGCAGCCCAGAGCUGAGCCCUAGGAAAGCUCUGCUUUGCACGGGGCUGGCAGUGUGACUGCAGGGAAACGGGAGGCUGCUGCAGCCAGCUCAGCAUCUCGGGAGGGAGCAGGCGCUCGCCUGAGCUCUCUCCAGAGGAAAAAGGGUCUUUCAAAGCGCAGCGGUCCUGCUGCGUCGGUGCCGAAGGCUCCGGCCCCCGUGCGAAUGCCUGAGCGUGCC
Tauraco erythrolophus (red-crested turaco) is the source of this 976-nucleotide messenger RNA. Lineage: Eukaryota; Metazoa; Chordata; Aves; Musophagiformes; Musophagidae. The record is from RefSeq and is a predicted model, not a curated record.